Rhodamnia argentea is the source of this 1209-nucleotide messenger RNA. RefSeq lists its product as uncharacterized. The coding region runs from base 220 to 1122 and encodes 300 amino acids. NCBI's taxonomy places the organism in Eukaryota, Viridiplantae, Streptophyta, Magnoliopsida, Myrtales, Myrtaceae. The transcript is spliced from 3 exons. The record is from RefSeq and is a predicted model, not a curated record.
CUCGAUCGAGGUCAGUAUAGAAAGCAAAAGCUUCGAGUCUAGGGUUUCUUCCUCUCCCGCGUUCUCCUCCUCUUUCUCUCCCUCGCUAGCUCCAUAGCCCGCGCCUGUGGGCGUAUUUGUUCUGCUUCUCUGCAGUCUCACCUCGCGUUGGGAUUGAAUCGGGUCGAUCCAUCCUUGUGCCUCAAGAUCUCGUGCGGGUGAAAGGCGAAGUUGGGCACGAUGUCUCGUUGCUUUCCUUAUACGCUUCGCGAGGGAUGCGUGAAGAGGGGGACGCUUAGGGAGACUUUGAUGGGGUCCCUUAAGCUCCAGAAGGAAAAGGAGAAUGCGGUCGAGACAAAAAGAAGUAAGCCAAACAAGAGGGAAAAGGAGAAGAGAGAAACCCAUUUGAAACCCUUGGCCAUUAAUGAUAGCAAGGUAAAGAGGCCAUCUCAUGGGAAACCACCGGCAGGACUGAGGAAAAGAAAAGUUUUUGAUUCAGACUCCCCUCCAGUAAGUAAAGACUCCUAUGAGCAGGCGGAGAAGAGUUCAAUUACAGAAGAACAUGAGCAACCAGUUGGUUACCUAUCUGAUGGGAGCAAGAGCAGCAAAAAUGAGAGUAGACAAGAUGCCUCAGCCUCUAGCAUCGAACGAUGUGGCAACAUUCUCAGAAUCCGGCUGAAACGGACAGCAACAGCCGAUAGUCCACUUGGUGGACAACCGGAGUGCAGUACAUCUGGAACAGCAUAUUUUACCCCUAAGAAUCGGCGUGAGACGAGUCAAGUGCCUUGCCAAAUAAAUGCCACUUCUAUUGAUGCAAGGGAGCUCGUAGUGGAGAAGCCAGAAACCUCUGCUCAAUUGGAUAUAGCAUUUCCAACUGUCUCUUCGUCGACCAGAAAUGAAUCGUUAGAGCUUGAAUCUGCAUAUGAAGCUCUGAUAGAGCAUUGGGUGCCCCUUCCUCUGGAUCACGGACUUGAUGAAUCUGAUGACCAAGACUGGCUUUUUGACACGAAACGGGCAGAGGGUAAAGGUCCGAAGAAACUAAAAUCAGGGGAUGAUGCUGUAAUUCCUUGUACUUGGCCGCCACAAGCACAUUUUUUGCCUGAGGCCGAGAUUUAUGCCCUCCCUUAUACUGUUCCCCUUUGAUUUUUUUUUUUCCUUUUGUGGUUUUCGAAUCACUUUGUAAAGCGGCACAAAUGUACAUAUGAGCAAUGGAAGAGAAAUUUUGUUCCU